AUGGAUCCUGAGCUCAACUCACCUUCGACGACGCUCUUUAAGGACAAGCGCUUCAAAGACAGCAAGGUCGCGCUCUAUGCUGUCCAAGACUACGCGCUUUACUACAAUAAACGAGUUAAAGUUGCUCGACGCGGAGGCAAACACUGUCGUGGUAUGACAGACCACACCUGGUACGUGUCCAGCUCCGACCUGACACACUUGCCUGAGUGCACGUCGACUGCUAAGCCCACUCAACGUCAAUUGGUGGAGAGCUCGAGUUUCCUGAAGGCUCUGGCAGCCACGCCCGAUGGUACAGCUACACGACUGUUACGGCAACUUCAAGGGAAAACCAAUCUACGAACGAUCUAUCGAGCCAAGCAGGUCAUGAAGCAGAAAGUGUUGAACCAAGCGGGUAACUCAGUAAAAAACGGGGCUUUAUCCAGAGCUUUUCUGAGCUGCUCUGUGUUCACGCAAUUGACGGGUUUUAAUCAUCAAAUCUAUAUGUUUGAAGUGACACCUUGCAACAACAGUGAAGCGAACUACCAAGGAGUGCAAAUGAACUAUCGGUGGUUUUUCCGCUGUGUGGAAGACAGCGGCGUGGAUUUGAAGUACUGUCCUGUGCUGUGUACUCUUGACGCGGAGCUUAUAGCUGUGGCAAGUGAGCUGGGGCUUACUCUACGCUACUGCACAAGGUACAUUAUUGAACAUGAGCUGGCCCAGAUUGGGUCAUUUAACAAGCAUCACCAUGCGCUGGUAUGGGGGUUGCAAGGCUCGGAGAGGGAGGUGGAGUACGAUAACCGCCUUGAAUGGAUCGGCAACCUACGGACGUUUUGCGAGACUUUGGAGCAGGAACAGAUAGUUAUUAGCGGAGCAGGAAGCGGGGCUCAAGACCUCUACGACGCACAAUGCAGACAUAUUGGCGAGUACAAAGUUCGUCGAGCCUCGGAAACUGUGGCAUUUACUAGCACCUGUACGUGCACGUUCAUCGGGCAGUAUGCGAUUCCGUGCCGCCAUCUUAUCGCGGUGCUGCUGUUCUGCAACCAAAUGGAUUCACUCAGCUAUCAGCGUUGA
Molecule: messenger RNA, 1050 nt
Organism: Phytophthora infestans T30-4
Lineage: Eukaryota; Oomycota; Peronosporomycetes; Peronosporales; Peronosporaceae
Exons: 8
Coding region: 1-1050 (349 amino acids)
Molecular function (GO): zinc ion binding
Source: RefSeq, a predicted model, not a curated record